This is a messenger RNA of Pediculus humanus corporis (human body louse), 3771 nucleotides long. RefSeq names its product spermatogenesis-associated protein 2/tamozhennic, putative. The transcript has 4 exons. Bases 1 to 3771 code for a protein of 1256 amino acids. Gene Ontology annotation, cellular component: cytoplasm. The record is from RefSeq and is a predicted model, not a curated record. NCBI's taxonomy places the organism in Eukaryota, Metazoa, Arthropoda, Insecta, Psocodea, Pediculidae.
AUGGAUACUAUUAAUAAGUCUUUUGUUAUUACCGUCAAUUUGGUUAAAAUAUUAAACGACGAUGAAUCUCAAUUCACAAUGCUUGUUGAUAGUGGAAAAAUGUCUAUUGUUUAUGAAUUAAUCGAAUGGAUACGUUGGGUUUUUUCUAUAGAUUAUUGUUUGUAUCUUACUCAUAAUAAUACUAUUAUUCACGAUUUAGAAGAUAUUAUGAUAUUAUCUACUCUUAAAAAUUUUCAGUUAAAGUCUUGUAAAACUAAUAGAUGCAAACAUACUGAAUUUAAUAAAAACUUAUUUAAAGGUUUCGAUUUUUAUACCUAUUGGAAUGAAGUUAAAAUACCUAAAAUAAUGGCUCAUAAACUUUUAAAAAUAGAUGAUAAAUUUUGUUCAUUGAAUCGAUCCAUAAAUGAAUCACAUCAACUCUUACAAUUAUCGAAAAAUUUAAGUUUUGGAAAUUCAUUGGGACAUAAUUUUGAUUCCGAAUCUAAGAAUGAUUUUGCUAAGGGAGUGUUUACAGAAUACGAAGACAAUCCAUUGAAAAAUUUAAAAACGAAAACUUCUUCUAGUCAUUCUAAUUUUCAAACGAAUAAUUUAGAAAUUGAACUGAAUAAAUCCUCACUGUUGACCAAAUCUCAAAAUAGUUUAUCUAAACUUAUGGAAAAUAAAGUGACAGAUUAUGCUGAUGUCUUCGAUACUCGAACUAAACACCAAUUAAAUACAUAUCCGAAUGUAAUAAAUUCUGAGAAAAUUAAAAGUCUGAGUCUGUCGAAUAAGCCAUUGAAAAAUUCUUCUCAAGACAGCUUGAAAAAAAUGCAUAAAAAUUCUAAUUUCAAUUCAUGUUCAAGUUUUAAAAAUGUUAACAAUAUCAAGGAAUAUAGCAUUUUGUGUGACUUGGACGAAUCUAAAGUUAGUAUUGGUAAUGAAUCUAAAAUUGAUACGGAUGAAUCAAAUACGGAAAUGAAUGUGGAAAAUCAAGUGAGAAACACAUUGAAGAAAGAUAGAGAAAGUUGUACAUUUUUAUGUGAUAACUCAAAUGCAAGCACAGAGAAUUUAAUUGAUAAAUCAAAUAUGGUAGGAUCUGAAAUUAACACGUCUGUACAAAAAAGAAACGUUUCCCCCGGUCCUGUCCUUACUUCUUCUCCAGUCGUGAACGAAUCUAAAGGUAAAAAUAAAUUUUCUAAAUUCAAAAAGCCAUUUUCAGUUGCUGAAGUCCUUGAAAAUUUAAGAGUAAAUAUAAAAAAUCAAGAUAGUAGUUUUAAAAAUAACUCUUAUCUAGACUCAUAUUCUACCAGGGAAACAAAAAAUGCAGAAGAAAGUAGAGAUUUGGAAAUUGACGGAAGUUUUGUUGAAGAAGUUACCGGCAAAAAAAAAAAAAGGAAAAGAAUGAGAAAAACAAAAUCAUUGAAAAAUAAACAUUUUUUACAUAGUGCAAAAGAUAUUGUUAAAUGCGAUCAGGUAUUGUAUAAUAAAAAAUCUAAGUUAAAUUUAGUAAAAAAACCUAAUCAUAUAAGAUUUGACAGUGAGAGCGAAGAUGAUUUUAAAAAUUAUUCCGAUGAAAAAGAAAAAUUAUUAAGGGAGUGCGUAUUGGAAGAAAAUGAAAUUAAAAUGGAUUUCAAUGAGGAAAAAGAAGAGAUUAGUAUAGAAAACUUGGUGUCUGAAAUUAAUGAAAAAAGACAUAAUUUAUCAUUGGCUGCUGAAGUUCCAUUGAAUUUUACAUCAAUACCUAAUGAUGAAUGCAACAUGCAAGCAGAUCCUGUUUUUUCAAGAGAAGUAGACCCAGUAUGUAUUUUAGAAUUUAAAAAUGAUAAAACUAUUGAGGAAAAAACAAAUGACUACAUUAUGGCAAAAAUGUUACUUAUUGAUACUUUAAAAGAACUUCGAGCUCUUAUUGAUCAACAACAUUUACUUUACUUGCAAUUAGAUGAAAACCUGAAAAAAAUUGACCAACGUAAUAAACUGGAAGGGUAUAUAAGGGAAUAUUUAUAUUUAGCUCCUCAUGAUUCAAAAUUUACAUUUCAUGAAACUGCUGAAGUUUUGCAUCAAAGUGCCAGUAUGAAGAGUAAUUUUAGUGCCUAUAAAGCAGGAGUUGCUUGGAAAGCCAUUGGAAAAUAUGCUGAUAAUCUUAUAUCACAUCCCUGGAGGAAAGAAUAUAGAAAUAUAAAGUUAUAUUGUGGGUUUUACAAACAUAACAUAGAAGAAAAUUUAGUCGGAGCCGAAUUAAUGUUUGAAGCUAUGGGUUACAAACGUGUGGGUUAUUCGUGUUUAGCUUUACCUGAUAUUUUAGAUCCGGAUAGGAUAACGAGUGUUUCCAAAGAUGCCAUAAUAGCAUAUGUUGAAUGUCAAAUAAUGAAACAAAUUUGGGAAACACUUUCACCUCAGUAUUGUGUCGCAUGGUUAGAAAUUUUAGAUUUUAGAAAAAACCACAUUAGUAAUCCUGAUCAAGUCAUCCGUUCUUUAACUCAUAAAUUUUGUCAAAGACAGUAUGAAGAGCAGGUUUAUAAUAAACAAAUUCAUUCGCUAGAAAAUUAUAUGCAUCAUUCAGAUUUAACAUGUAAGCAAAAUCAAAUCGGUUAUCCUAGUCAUACUCAUUACCCUGGUCAUCCAUUUUCUGUUUCUCUUCAGGCAAGAUAUGGACCUGUUUUAAAUUCUUCCCCAAUUUUACCUCCGUCAGCUGUGUACCCUCUAUCAGCAUCAUAUACUCCCUCCCAUCAAAUGUUAAAACCGCAAGAUUUUUAUUCUACCAAUGAUCAUCACAAAUAUAUUUUUCCUCCUCAAAUAAACAUGCACAAUUAUGCACCCAACGGAUAUACGUAUCAUCCAGAAAUGUAUGCUUCACCGUCCAAUGUACCCACGGGACGGCUUAUUGAAUUCGACUCGGCAAUGUCUUUAAAUGGAAAUGAAGCAUACUUGCAACGAGCGUAUAACUCGAAAUAUAGUUCCACGCAAAAAUUAAUACCUUGCCAAGAUGCAAUAAAAAAUCAAGAACCGUGUAUUAGUAGCAAAGCGAAAAAUGAUGGAGCAGGUUCUUGGGAAAAUUGGGAUUACGUUUACAGGAAUUUAGAAAGUCAAGGAUAUCGGAAAAUCGGAGAUUCCAUUGGUGAAUCUUCCAAAGGAAAUCACGUAUCGUCACAAAAUUAUAGCUCUGAAGUUGAUGCUGAUAGUGUGUCAGAAGUUGAUUUCGCCGACAGACUGAGAAAAAUAAAUUUAGAUAGGAACAAUGUUGAAAAUAAUCAAAGUAAAAAAAUCUAUUGUGAAAAUAACGAUGAGAAAAGAAUUAAAAAAUCAAAAGAAACAAAUCGAACUGAUGCUAAUAAUUAUGGGGAUUUAAAUGUGGUUAAAUAUGAAAGUAACAGUACCAAAGGUAGUUUAGAAAAACUUGAAAAAGAAUCGAUUGAUGUUAAUAAUUCACCAGAUAAUAAUACAACUUAUGCUAAAGUUAACAAGACUCAUAGGAAGGAAAUAGAAUCGAAAAUAAUAAAAAAAGAAAUUGUAAAAUCAAGAAAAUUAAAAGAUGAUAUCGAAGUAUUGGUAGUUAAUUUAAACGAUGAUGAGGAGGAGGAAGAAAAAUGGCAAUGUGCAACGUGUACAUAUUUAAAUUCCAAAAGUAAUAGUGUGUGUGAAAUGUGUUGUAAAUCGAAAAUAAAAGGUAGUGAAAUAAAUCCUCAACCUGCCGGUGGUCAAGAAUGUUCCAAUUGCACUUUAGUUAAUAAUCCAGGUUUAACCAAAUGUAGUGCCUGCAAUGCUUCAUUAAAAGAUUCCCCUACCUACAUAUGA